AUGUCACUGUGGGCGAGAGCUCAACAGCUGCCUCCAGAGAGCCUGCAAAAGGUGCGAGCCAUCUAUGGAGAUCAUUUUCCUAUUGAAGUUCGCCAUUGUCUGGCAACAUGGAUAGAAAGUCGCAUUUGGACCCCGGAACCAGAGGAGCAGCAAAGGUUCUUUGUUGAGGAGCUAGUUCAGGAGAUUCACACCAAUGCUGAGCUGAUGUUGUCUCCUGAGAUGUUUGUUACCAAGAUGAAGUUGCUGGAAGCAGCUAAGAUCUUCAGAAUGCAGUAUGGGCACGCCCCUCACGAGCUAUACACGUACAUGCGUCGUUGUCUCGCAAUGGAAGUGGAGGUGAUACAGGCCGCGAUGGGCCCUUAUGCUGCGCAGCCGCAGACUGAGAGGAAAUAUAGUGAGCUGAUUACGGGCUUACAAAAUGUCCGUCAGAAAGUGAAUAUGGCGAGUGAGGAAAUACGGAGCUUGCAAGCCAACAUUGAAUCAUUCUCGCUCCAGUACCACGAGUGUCUCAAGAAUAAAGGACACAUAAAUUACUUGCAACAAUCGGGUCCCAUGACGAACGAACGCCGAGAGCUUGAAGCCUGCCUUCGUGUGCAGAUUGAAGAAAUGGAACGGAAACUUAAUGCUCUGGUCGCACAAAUUAACCAGUCGCAAAUGGAACUGGUUGACCAUAUGAAGGAAAACAUCGCUAAUUUGAGACAGCUCCAGAGCCAAGUUCUUGAUGAAGAGCUUAUUAAAUGGAAACGUGAGCAACAGCUAAGCGGAAAUGGCGUUCCGAUGCAAUCUAACCUCAACACCAUUCAAGAAUGGUGCGAACUCCUUGCCGACUUAAUAUGGAGUACCAGACAGCAAGUGAAUAACGUCGCAAGAAUCAAUAGCAAGACGAUCGUCGAGCUACGGCAGCCGCAUUUGGUGGAAAUGCUCGACGAGAUGAGUAAACAGGUAAUAGUCGGUUGCCAUGGCGACCGGGAUGUUGCUGUUCAAGUGUUAGGCCCUUUCUCCACUGCUCCGGUCCGGCGUCGGAUACCGGAAUGA
Molecule: messenger RNA, 1035 nt
Organism: Pieris macdunnoughi
Lineage: Eukaryota; Metazoa; Arthropoda; Insecta; Lepidoptera; Pieridae
Source: the annotation of a GenBank genome assembly